AUGGUCCGGCGCAACCGCGACACCGCCGAUCUCCUCGAUGCGCCAGGAUCGGAGCUACCCUACGAAGGACUCUACACGGUACACUACACCGAGCUUAGAGCCCUUCUUCCAUCAAGUUCGAAAGGCCCGACCGCCGUUCAUCACGGACCCAUCAUAUCCGUCACCCGCUCAAGAUCAGCAUUUUUCCAGCGCGCCGCUGUCUUACCCAUGGUGGACAUGCACUGCUUCGGUAUCCGCACUUCGAGCGACUCCCGAGACCGCGGGGAUCGGCAGGAAGGAUCAAAUCGGACGCCAGGCGCGUCGCAAGAUUCCGAUGCCGCCCAGCCUCUCCUAGUACGGAGCAGUAUGCAUUUCUUCGUUUGCCAGUAUCCCAAGCUAUAUCUGAUACUGUUCCGUUUCCGUUGCGGCGGCAUGUUCGUCGAGUCGGACCGAACCGUCCUCCGCGAGGCACCGAGAUGGUGUAUAAGGGCUGCAUAUCGCUGCCGGGAGCAGGCAAAAAACUUGUCUGGCCCCGAUGUUGGCAAGGUACCUAACUAG
This is a messenger RNA of Thermothelomyces thermophilus ATCC 42464, 537 nucleotides long. RefSeq lists its product as uncharacterized. Bases 1 to 537 code for a protein of 178 amino acids. The transcript has 7 exons. NCBI's taxonomy places the organism in Eukaryota, Fungi, Ascomycota, Sordariomycetes, Sordariales, Chaetomiaceae. The record is from RefSeq and is a predicted model, not a curated record.